This is a messenger RNA of Striga asiatica, 567 nucleotides long. The record is from the annotation of a GenBank genome assembly. Lineage: Eukaryota; Viridiplantae; Streptophyta; Magnoliopsida; Lamiales; Orobanchaceae.
GCCGCGAGUAUUUGACUACUCCCGAGUCUCGCACUUCCCAAUUCCACUCAUCAGCUAAUUCUGAAAAUUACUGAAAAAAAUUGUGAUUCGAAAUUGAUAUAAAUUCCUUUUUUUUUUCCUGAAAAUCGUAAGCUCGUAAUGGCGUGCCUCCAGCUGCUGAAAUCGGCUCCCUCGAAUUCUCAGAUGAAAUUCAGAUGUCUAUGCUCGAGCUUCAGUUCCAUGGCGACGCUGAAUAGGAGAACCAGAUUUCCGAAUUCGAGGUUUAGGAUUUCCUGUAAAGCUGAUGAGCGUGAUAAGCAAAGCAACGGUGAAGAACCUCCUGAGUCUUUAUUCAUGAAAGAACUAAGGAGACGAGGAAUGACACCAACUUCUUUGCUUGAGGAGAAAACUAGAAGCACCGAGGGAAAUGAGGAGAUAAAGUUCAGAGAAGAAGAUGGAGGAUGGAGUUACUCAAGAAGAAAUGGGGUCUCAAAUGAUGGCGAAGUAAGCCUAUCUGGUCAAAGGGAAAAAUCAAUGGCCCUCAACAGCGAAGGUCUUGAGGUGAAAAGAUUCUCUAUUUCUAAUUAG